GAAUAUCUGCAGAUGGCCGCUUUGUGCGAGAAGGCAGGCGACCUCCACGGUGCUCGAGGCUACAGGACAUCGGCUCAGUCGCGUCAGGCGCCAGAGCAGCACCAGGUCCCCCUGCAGACGAAGUUCAACCGUGCCCACCAGCAGGCUCGUGCAGUGGAGAAGAAACUCAACAGUGCCAUGGACCGUUUCGAACAGCUCGAACAGCAACUGGCAGCGCAGAAGUCCCACGUGCUUCAGCUCAGGGCGGAUUUGGAAGCCGUGGAGGCAGAGCACAGCGGCCUGGUGCGUCAGCUGCACAAUCAGCUCCCAGACGGUCAAUCGCAGCCAGCAGCUGGCGCUCCAGGCAACAAGCUCAGCCUCGAAGACUUGCUGGAUGAGCGGCGCUUCUCGGCGGCCUUCGACCUCGACGUGGGAGAUUGCUUCAAUAUUGUUGAGGAGAGCAGGGUCAAGGUGUCUCAGGUGGAGAUGCAGCUCCUCACGCCCAAGGUGCUGCGCGGCUACAUCAACGGCUACUGCUCCGACAGCUUCGGGUCCUUCGGCGGCGUCGUCUACCCCUUCCAGGCCGAGUGCGAUGACGAGGGCUGA
Molecule: messenger RNA, 585 nt
Organism: Prorocentrum cordatum
Lineage: Eukaryota; Dinophyceae; Prorocentrales; Prorocentraceae
Source: the annotation of a GenBank genome assembly